Messenger RNA from Drosophila eugracilis, 9186 nucleotides. RefSeq lists its product as uncharacterized. Gene Ontology annotation, cellular component: nucleus. The record is from RefSeq and is a predicted model, not a curated record. The coding region runs from base 2682 to 6125 and encodes 1147 amino acids. The transcript is spliced from 8 exons. NCBI's taxonomy places the organism in Eukaryota, Metazoa, Arthropoda, Insecta, Diptera, Drosophilidae. Gene Ontology annotation, molecular function: zinc ion binding.
UUUUACUUGACUUUAUUAUUACUACUAUACUAUUUGCUAGAGCGAGAAAGUCAUAUAUACAUACAAUCAGAGGCAACAACACACACGCACACACAUUUUCAUUAUUAGUUUAACUCUUCAAUUUAUUAUUGUUAUUAUUGCUAUUGCUAUUUGCCUUGUAUCCCUGUCCCGCUCGCUCGCUCCUUGUGCUCUCCUUUUGCGCCACUCGCUCUCAGUCGACUGUCAUUUUCUCUCAUUUUUCUUGGCCUUCUCUUUUGUGCUCUCCGCUAGUUCUUAUUAAAAUAGUUACGUUAAAUCAGUGCGUUAACUUGUAUUCGUGUGUAUGUCUGCGGGUGUCUGUAUGUAUGGCAGUAUCUGUGUUUCUGUAUGUCUAAAGAUUACGGAUUUUUAUUUGUUUUUUUUUGAAUAUGCCUACGAAAAUGUUUAAGAAACUAAGAAUGUAUGUGUGUUAGUGUUUAUUGUUCUUUCGUAUUUGAUCACCCGCUUGAUAAAAAAGAGAAAAACAACAAGUCAGGUUAAAACGACGAUGUCUGUAUAUUUUGUAUCUGUAAGUGCCCUCGCAUAUGAUUGUGUGUGUGUGUUUGCAUUGUACAUAAAUUGAAUUAAGUGAAAUUUUUGUUGUUGUUUUUCGUUAGCGGAAAUUUCUACACCGCAUGUUCGUCGAUCACUUAAAAAAUCAAACUAAAAUCAAACACGCACACGCAUGCAUAACGGUUACUCUCUGACAAUUCCGAUAAGUUUUUCACUUUGAUGUUCGACAAAUUCUGAUUGGAAUCUCGGCCGUUAUGCAACAUUUAGAUGUAGAGCUCUUAAAGAUUCCAAGUCUCUAAAAUUAAUUAUAUCUCCACAUCGCGAUUGCCGCCUAAUGGUUUUCUCAUUAGUUUCGUUUCUUUCCUCUUUUAUUUUUGCACCCACAAAGUUAUGUUCUCACGGGAAUCGAAAUAAAAUCCAUGAAAAUCGAGAUGAAGAAUUUGAGUGCCAAUAGGAAUUAACCAAAACUAGAUAGAUUAAAUGUAAAUUGUGUAUAAAUAUUUACCUUUAUUAUCCAGCUAAUUAAAUCCCAUUCAAUAUGAUUACGUUCUUCCUUACAUGCCAUAAUUUGUAUUUUUAGCCGCAGAAUAAUGCAAAAAGUGAUGUUCGCCAUUAAAAAGGUAAAAGAUUCCUGUUUUAUGCGAAUGAUCAUGUACCCCUUUUGUGAUCCUUUGCCUUGUUUUGGCCCUUCCCUUUUUUUCUAUAGCUGCCUAGUUGGCAUUUGCAGAAAAUGAAGACAAAAAACCCACUAGACGAGUGGAGCUGCACAUAUUUGUUAACAUUACCAUUACCAUAUCCCAUUUCCAAUUUCCAAGCUUGCUUCUCUGUGACUCAGAAACAACAACAACAAUAACCAGGGCUCAAAUAAAAACUGCAACAACAAUGAGGCGAAACACACACCUAUUUACAGCUGUGUUCAAGAUAAUAGUAGUUCUUAUAAUUCAUAUAUAUUUUAUUAUAAACACACUUGAAAAAAUUACAAUGCUAUUCUGAAGUUUUACCAUAAAUAUAGAAUUCAAAAAUGCUCUUUAAUGUGAACCUUAAUUUUGAAAAUAUUAAAAAAUUAUUCUAUGUAAAUUUUUAUAAACUUUACUCUGAACUACUUAUUUUGAGAAAAAUGAAUAUAUGACUAUUAGUGUGGACACAGGUGUAUAUGUUGUGGCAUACACACAGGUACACUAGAAGAAAAAAAACAAAGAGUUGCCGAUAUGCAUAUGUAACUAUUCGAAUAUCAUUAAAUGCAGAUCUCUAUAAAAGCAUAAAAAACAAAGUUGAAGCGGAGAAGUGACUUUUGAGUGCGGUUUUUUCAUAUCGUAUGGUAUCGUUUCGUUACCAAGACAAGCAGACAAGACACACAGCCAACAAUCCAUAAUAAUCUUCCCGUAAUUUAUAGUCCAAGACAAUUUAUGUAAUUUACAAAUACCAAAAACGAAAGAGACGGCAAAAGGUAAAAAAAAGAAGAAAAAAUGAAACGAAAGACGAUGAGAGCGAAUGCAACUGCUGCAGCCAACUAACGAUAAUAACAAUAACGAAAAAAAAUAUAAUAAAAAUGAGAGAAAAACACACGGUGGAAAAAAACAACAAGGCAACACACACGGCAAUAGCAAUAAACAGCUACACCAACAGAAACAACAAUAGAGCAGCGCACUAAAUAAACAAUUCAACAAAUUUGAUCCGAGUCAAGCACACACAUCCAUACGUUCGCACACACACACACACACACACACACUUGACAAUCAUAGACAACUCACACGCACAUAAAAAUGCAUAUGAAGAAAAAAUAUGUAGUUUACCAAACGUCGUCGGUAGAAUCGGAACGUUUUGUUCCUGCGUUUCCGUUUCUCCGUCCGUCCUUCAUUCCGUUCGUUCCGGGCAAUUCUCACGCGUGAGAGAGUGCCACUUGUUGCCGCCGGCUCCGGUACUCUCUCCAUCAAAUCACUUCAUCAUUCCAUCGUUAUUGGAUAUUCGAUAAACUUAUUGAUCUGAUUCACCCACUAGCGGGAGACUUGUGGAACGACAACUGUCAGCGGAAACAGAAGUACCACCCCGGAUCAAUUGGAAGGCAUGCAGUUGAUGGCCAGCGGUUACUCCUGCAGCAGCUCCAUCUCCUUCAGUUCCAGUUCCAGUUCCCUCCGUUCCAUACUCUCGCGAUGGAGAGCGAACCGCAGGAGGUUGGGGUCGGAGGUGCACAGUUAUGUCGCAUCUGCAUCACCACCCACCAUCAGCAUAACAACACCAAUACAGCGACCACAGCCAACCUGCCAAUGAUACCCAUCUUCGGCGAGGAUGCGCUAUGGCAGAAGAUUACCACGCUGGCCAACGUCAAGAUUAGCAAAAACGACACCCUACCGCAACAGGUAUGCGUCGGCUGUGCCAAGACAGCCAUUUCGGCCUGUGUUUUCAAGAAGAAGUGCGAGGAGGCGGAUAAUUUUUAUCGCCAGCAACUGAGGCUCCAGAAGAUUGAGAACGCAAAUCCGUUGGAGGCGAGUGCAGCCGCCGACCAGGCCAAGAGCAGCGGAUGCAGCAGUGGCAGCGGGAGCAGCAGUGGAAGUGGCAGUAGUUCCACCAGCAGCAGUUCUUCCUCCGACGACGAGGACGAAGACAAUGACCAAGAGCUGGAUAACGAUAAUGAAGAGGAAGCGGAUGAGGGACACAAGCGGCUACAAAAUGGUCAUGGCCAGGUUAUCAAUGGUCAUCAAGGAGACGAAGAUGAUGGGAUCCAGGACGAAAUGGAUGACCAACACGGACCUGGCAACGAUGAAGACCGGGAAGAUGAUCACCAUCGUAAUGGCCUGCAGUUGACGGAAGCAGCUCCUGAGGAUGGUGAUGAUGUUGAGGAUAUAAAUCCCUUGAGCCAGCACCAUAACGACGAUGGCGAGAUAACCGUCCACGGCGUGCAUCACAAGGAGCCGUUUGACUUCAAUUCUAUACGCCUAAUGCAGGAAUAUAUGCAACACCAGAUGAACAAGUUUCCCAAUGGCUCUGCCACCGGUCCACCGGGUCAGGAUAUGGAGCUCGAUCUCGACCAGCAGCACCACGACGGCGACGAUGACGAUGAUGAAGAUAUGUCACUGCCGCUAAUACCUGAAAUAGAGUUAAUCACGCCGGGUGAUGAAGCACCUGCGGAUCACUCGAUUCCAAAUGAUUUGGUCAACGGGGUCGGCGUUGGUGUGGUUCAGGGAAUGCGGGGACCAGGUUUCCAGUGCCCCCAUUGCUAUCAGAUAUUUGAGAUGAAGCAGAUCCUCAAGGCGCACAUGCAAAGCGUCCAUGGAGCACCUGGUCCGGUGUAUGAGUGCAGCAAUUGCCGUAAGACCUAUUUCUACAAGCGCUUCCUGGAGAAGCAUAUACGACGCGGUCGGUGUGUCAAGAAGCGUCGCAAUCAAACUCGGCCAAUGCAGUGCUCGGAUUGUCAUGUCCUCUUCCCCACGGGCCAUCAUUUGGGUUGGCAUAAGCGCACCGGCUGUCCUUCAAAGGCGGCCAAAAUGCCUCUGCAACAGCUUUUCAAGCAGAACAUUGUGCAGUUCAACAAUUUCCCCAAGCGGAUUGCCGCCGGCGGAGCACGCAAGCCCACGGCUCCCGAUCUGCAUGUAAACAAUCGCAAACUUGGUUUGGCCAACAAAAGAAAGGGGCGCACUCGCAUCAAGUUGGAUGCUAAGAAGAUCGCCCUGGCCAAGCAGUUGAUACUGCGCGAGGCCACCACCACGGUUAUCGCCAACGAGCUAAACAUCUCGCGCACCUUCGCCUGGCGCCUGCGCAAAAGUUUGGUUAAUGGUGUUAGUUUGCAUGAGCGCGUAGUAGAUCCAGCGCAGGAGGAGCAGCAUCUGCAGCAGCAGCACCAUCAUCAUCAUCAGCUACAGUUACAGCAGCAACAGAUGGAGGAGCAGCAGCAGGCAGCAGCUGCAGCAGCGGCACAAGCGGAACGUGAACGAGAGCAUCAUCAUUUGAGUCUUCCCUAUAGCCACCUUGGUUUGGGGCUUAUCAAAGAGGAGCGUCAGGACAGCGAGGAUGAGGAUCAACAACAGCAACAACAUCACCAUCAUCCGCAUCAUCAGCUGGGUCUAUUAGAUGAGUGCGGUGCGGAGGAGAUCGGGGCCGAGGAAACGGCUGGUUAUAUGGGCGAUGAGGACGCCGUUUGUGGAUUGCUUCACAAUGGCUACGACCCAGAUCCCGAAUCGGAUCCCAUUGAUCACGAUCCUUUCGAAGCCACCGAGAACAAUGAGCAUCAUUCAAAUGGAGGACGUCCCGGUUCUGCUUCGCCCGCGCCACCUCUACCGCCGCCAUCGUUGGGUAGUUCUGGAGUUCCAGUUCCGGUACAAGUACAUAGUGCCGCCACUCGUUCUGAUGUCGAGGUCUAUAAGCGCCUGCUAGCCGAGUCGCAGCACUUCCCUCACAUUGUCAAUGCCCAGCAGCUGCAGCUGCAACAACAGCAUCGCGAGCGGGAAAGGGAGCAGCGGGAUCGCGAACGCGAACAAUUGCAACAGCAGAAGGUCCACAAUGGCGGUAUGCCGAUGCUCACACGCUAUCCGCCUGGCGUCAUGCACGCCCUGCCCGUCAAUCUGUCCCUGCGCUCCAUGCCCCACAUGAACAGCAACGAGAGCAAUGGCAGCUCGAGUAGCAACACUGCAGCCCCUGUACCCGUUCCUGGCUCAUCUGGACCCUCGGCGACUUCCACACCAACUGGCAAGAAGCCCCGUAAACCUAACGUCUUUAUUGAUGAUGAAAAGUAUGCAAUGGCUAAGUUGCUGGUGGCUCAGAACUCCUCCACGAUGGAGAUAGCCAGGGCCCUCAAUGUUUCCCAAAUGACGGCUUGGAAAGUGCGUGAUGCCAUUCUUAAGGGAGUACCGCUUUCCUACCGUAACAAGAGAUCAGAGGGAAGGCAUUCUGAGGAGUUCAGUAUCAAGGAGCAGCAGCAGCAGCAGCAACAGCAACAGCAACAGCAGCAACAGCAACAGCAACAUCAGCAACAACAGGAGCAACAGCAACGCCAGCAGGAGUUGCAGCGACAGCAGCAACAGCAAAUGGAGCAAAUGGAGCUAAUCAAACAGCAACGCCAGCAACAGGAGUUGCUACUUCAACAGCAGCAGCAGCAGCAGCAACAACAGCAGCAGCAACUGCGUCAUCACACACCAGCGGAUACAUCACACUAUCAACAACAGCAACAGUCGCAACCAAAGUUGCUUCAUCCUCGUCGCCGUCUUAAAGCCGCAGAACGUGAGCUGCGCGACAAGGAGAUCACACGCGAAAUACUCGAGCUAAUCAAGGAGGACAGCAAUAUUCAGUACUGGAAGGUGUCGGCCCGUUUGGCUGAAAAGGGAAUCAAUAUAUCGCCCUCGUCCGUCUGCCAGAAGCUCAAGUCAAUGGGCAUUCACCGACGAUGGAAGCCGGGCGACAAACCCCCUAUGCUGGCCAUUAGUCAGCUAAAAGCUGCCACUGUAGCAGCUGCAGCAGCGGCAGCUGGUUUGGCCGGCGUUGGUGGCGUUGUUGGUGGCAACGCUGGACUGGCCAGCAGUAGUUUUGGCUUGGCCGACGAUAGCUUCGAUCAACAACAAUUUGAUAUGGGUGGGCCACACUUUCUCAGUGCCUUUACGCGCUAGACGAAAAAGUCAAGAAGAAGUCCUCACCAUCAAGAACUAGGAUUAAAUAUUACACAUACAUUGGAUUGGAUCAGAAUCAUAGAGAGCAGCAGGUAACCUAAACAGCAGCUCUUAGUAGGUAUUUUGACUUGGAAAUUGUAGGUCUAGAGCUGGGGCAAAUGCUCUUUUUAACCCACUAUCAAAAUAUCAGCCUUGAACUUGGCUAUAGGGUAGAAUUAUUUGUAGAUACUGUUUUUAAUUAAGUAGGAAAGUGUAACUUGUUUAUCCGAAAGCAUGCUGACCGUCAUUACCAUUUUUUAUUACAAAUUUUAUUCCAAAAGUGUUACAUUUUUAUGAAAAUUGAAUUGAAGGCCUGCAAUUUCCAAUACAAAAUAUCUAUAAAUUGUCCACAAUAAUGACUUUUGAGUUAAAUAUAUAUAUAUAUAUAUUUUUUUUUUUUCGAGCCACCCUAAUCUAUAUGCAUAGAUCAGCACAGCAACAAGAACUUGUAUUUUUUAUAUAGUAUUUGAAAGAGAGCGCGCUUGAAAUGUAUUUGUAUUUGUAAUCGAUAUGAGAUAGCAUAUAUUGAAUGAUUCUGUAUUAGAUUUAUAUAUCCAAUAUAUAUAUAUAUAUACACUAUAUAUAUAUAUAUAUAUAUGCUAAGCAUUCCUAGAAUGUCAUACACAAAAAAGAAAACAGAAAUCACGCCCAAAAACACAUUCAUUCCAAGCGAGGAAACUAUUUCCUUUCUUUGAUUUCAGCAGCUUCCUUUUUUUCUUCCUCCAUCCAUCCACACACACACACACACACACACACACAUACACGUACACUAUACCAAUACAGACUUAGUUGAUAAUUUAAAAUAAUUUAAUUAACAUAUUUAUUGAUCGUAUGUCCUUGUGUGUGUGUGUGUGUGAGUGCCUUUUAAGUAAGAAAUGUAUUUCAUGGUUUUUCUACCAUUUAUAAUUUAUUUAUUAUUUUACUCACGCACACACAUAAUCAAUUAUUGAGUACUGAACUUUAAUUUAGUUAAAUGAAUGUAUCAAACGAUAAAGUUACAAUCAGAACAAAGCAAACGGAAGCAGAACAAACAGCAGCUAGAGAGAGAAAGUUAAGAAAGCUACCAACAUAAGUGCAAUUAUAAACUAAUCCUAGAAAAAAAAAAAUGAAAAACGAACCAGAAGAAUGUCAAACAUACGUGUGUGACCGAAACAGAAGAUAGCAGAGAGUGAGAGAUGGGAGAAAGAGAGGGAAGAUUGCCUAUCCAAUUUAAGGGCCAAAACACCACUGGCCAUCAUUGUAGAACCACUUGUUGAGUUCUUUCCUAAUUCUAUUUUAAAAAUCUUUUUACAAAUCUUAUCAUUAUGUUGAUUUAAAUAUACAAAUUGUAGUUUGUUUUUCUUAAAUGUUUAAAUUUAAUUUAAACUGUUUUAUUAUUGUGCUUUAAAAAUUUUAAACUAGUUUAGAUUAUCUAAAAAAAAAAAAAAAACUCAGCAUGUUUGUAUUCUAGAAACUACUAUACAUUCCCAAAGACAAACCAAAAUUAAAAAAUUUCAAUAUAACAUUUUUGUUUACAGUGGUGUUAAGCAAAUUUAGUUAAAAAAACAUUCCCUAGGGAAAAAUUUCAUUAAUUUUCUCCUUUCUUUCUCCUGGUCGUUAUCCCAUAUAGACAGUUACUCCGAAUCCAUCCUCCAACCAAACCCCACUUUUAAGUAAGAAAUCUAUGGAAACAAGACAAACGAUCAACGUUAAAAAAGAAAUUCGUAGCCAAUUGUUAGUUGAAAAUGAGAGAAAAAACAUUAAAACAAAAAUGAACAAAGCAAAAAAAAAAAAAAGAAAAGAAAAGAAAAAGAAAAUUAAGGGAAAAUAAAGACAAGUUGAGGACUCAGAACUGUAUUUAUUUACAGCAAAUUUUGUUUAGGAAUAUAUAUAUUUUAUAUUUUUUGUUGUUGUGGAUGUGUAAUUGCAAUUUUUUCUGCGAUUUAUUUUUGUAUAGAUUUUAAGGCCAGAAGUUAGAGCAAAAGAGAUAGUAAGCGAGCGAGCGAGACAGCGUUAGCCGAAGGUUGAGAUAGUAUUUUUUUUUUUUUUUUAUAUUUUUAUACAAUUUGAAAUUGUAACUGCUUUUUAUCAAUCAAUCAAUCAAUGAAUGAUUCCCUCCCUCCACCAAUCCACACACACAUACAAAAUCACACAUACACACGUAUAGUAUUUUCUAUAUAUAUAUAUAUAUUCAUUAAAUAUAAAUAUAUACAUAUAUAAAUUUAUGUAACAUUUAAACACAUUCAAACUAAAUUUAUGAAAUAGUUUUUUUUUUUUUUUUUUUUUUUUUAUAUACGUAUAUCAUAUUUAUUAGCCGCAGCUUAUAAAAUAGAUUAAAGAAGAAAGACGAUUGCAAUUCUUUGUAUGAAAUGCAAAGAACAAUAUCUAUGAAGUAUAUAAUUUAAUAUACAAAAAGUAUAUAUUUUAAAGCGUAUAAUAGUAAGGAUCCAUUGCAAGCAGCAUCAACAAAUAGAACUGACGUGCCUAUGUAGCGAUUAAAUCUGAAUAAAAACACAAUUACACCCAAACACACACACUCACACCUAGAGACAAGCCGAUGUAAUAUGCAUAAAUAAUCAUUCCAAAAUGUCAUAUGAAGGAAAAGAAACGAAAAAAAAAAACAAAAAUUCAAAAAAAACAACAUUAUAUAUUUUUAAAUGAAUAAAUAAUAUUUCAAGAAUAUUUUCCCAAGAUUUUGAAGUCGAUUUGGGGCAAAGUUCAUACAAAGUUCAAAGAUGAGAUUGAAAUUGACUUUGUAUCUACCGAUGAACUGAAACUGGUUAAUAAAUGAAUAUUACCAGCUUGUUAUAUGGAAUGUGGAAGUUUACUUAAGUUUUUCUAAGUGCAUUUACAGCUUAUAAGCUCUUUGAAAGUCUGGCUGCGUCAUUAAAGAUAGCUCCGAAAAGCAGACUAUAUAUUUGUGAAUAAGCAAAAGAAGCAAUUUUCACAGCUGCUAGAAAAAAUCAAAAAUUGGAAAAUUUAUGUGCCAUUAUUAGACCAAACUACAAGUGAAAACAAAGAACCUUUAAACAUAUCUGGAAUA